Molecule: messenger RNA, 2468 nt
Organism: Notechis scutatus (mainland tiger snake)
Lineage: Eukaryota; Metazoa; Chordata; Lepidosauria; Squamata; Elapidae
Gene: NR4A3
Product: nuclear receptor subfamily 4 group A member 3
Biological process (GO): regulation of transcription by RNA polymerase II; cellular response to corticotropin-releasing hormone stimulus
Cellular component (GO): transcription regulator complex; nucleus
Molecular function (GO): zinc ion binding; nuclear glucocorticoid receptor binding; nuclear receptor activity
Source: RefSeq, a predicted model, not a curated record
GCGGGCGUGCGCUCCGAAGCUUCCUUCCUCCCUCGCUACUUUCCUCGCUCCCUCCCUCCAGCUCUCUCUUAGAAACUACGGGGACGGCUUUGAGCCCUCCGGAGCUAGCUGGUGUAUAUAAACAAAGACACAUUGCGCCGGCUUGGGCUUUCCUUAAAGUCCCAAGCUCUUACCGCAGCAACGAGCAAGGGACGCGGCUAUUCUCUACUACUUCUAACCCCCUUCCCUCUUUUUUUCAUUUCUCUUUCCUUCCCUUCAAUGCCUCAGGAAAACUCAUUCUCCAGGGCUGCAGCUUCCUCGAAGCCUUGCGCUUUUUUUCUCAGCAACGUCUCGAGACAGCGCUCGCUUGCUGUCGUUUUGAGGGAAUAAAGCGUUUGGCAAACUACAUGUAAAGACGGAACCACCACAGAAACCGAAACCCAGGUUGGAAAAACCCUCUCUCGUGAGCCCUGGCUCCAGACACAACACUGUUGAGGAGGGAUCACCACCACCGCCACCACCACCUACGCUUGCUCCAACAGCAGGAACAGCCUCAGCCACCAUCCUAUCAGUUACACCCACCAUUCAGCAAGCAAGCCACUCUCCAGAUAUGCCCUGUAUGCAAGCCCAAUACAGCCCUUCAGCCCCUUGCUCAAGUUAUGCCGCUCAAACUUCCUAUGGUUCAGAGUACAGUCCUGAGAUCAUGAACCCUGACUAUGGAAAGCUGACAAUGGAAUUAAGUAGUGCUGAGAUCAGUGCCACUGCUACCACCUCUCUGCCCAGUUUCAGUACCUUUAUGGAAGGUUAUUCUGGGGGCUAUGAACUGAAGCCCUCCUGCCUAUACCAAAUGCAAUCUGUCUCCUCUUCUUCAUCACCUUCCUCUGCAAGCCAGAGACCCCUCAUCAAGAUGGAAGACAAUCGGAUGCACAGUUAUCACCCUUCACUUUCUCUAACAGUGGAUGAAGGCAUGGCCAGCACCUCCAUGUACUUCAAGCAGUCCCCACCCUCUACACCUUCUACCCCUGGGUUCACACCCCAACAGACCUGGGAUGAAUCACCCUCACAUUCUCUUUCACCAGCACAGACUUGCAUGGCCCCCUGCCACCUGGUAGACACUGCCCCUAUGAAAACCGUGCCUGGCCGCUUUCCACUUUUCCACUUCAAGCAUUCACCACCCCCUACACCUAUUGCAGGUGGCCACAUGUGCUAUGAUGCCCCUGCCUUGAGCCUACCUAUUGGAUCAGAUAGGCCUAGUGCUAGUCAAGCAGCUAUGGAAAAUCAUCCCUAUGGGCACCCGAUGUCCAAGAGAGCAGCCACUUUAGCUUUUGCACCAUUGGGCCUCAAUACAGCCACUUCCAACCUUCUAGGUGAGAGCAGCAGUAGCAGCAGUGGCCUUCCCUCUCCAUCUAGCAGAAGUUCUUCAUCAGGAGAAGGAACUUGUGCUGUGUGUGGGGACAAUGCUGCUUGCCAGCAUUAUGGUGUUCGGACUUGUGAGGGAUGCAAAGGCUUCUUCAAGAGAACAGUUCAGAAAAAUGCAAAAUAUGUUUGCCUGGCCAAUAAAAACUGCCUAGUAGAUAAGCGUCGUCGGAACAGAUGUCAGUACUGCCGAUUUCAGAAGUGUCUCAGUGUUGGCAUGGUAAAAGAAGUUGUCCGUACUGAUAGUUUAAAAGGAAGAAGAGGACGGCUACCUUCAAAACCAAAGAGUCCUUUGCAGCAAGAACCUCUACAGCCCACCCCGCCAUCUCCUCCAGUCAGCAUGGUGGAUGCUCUUGCACAAGCCCUAUCUGAUUCUGCACCCCAGGAACUUGAUUACUCCAGAUACUGUUCUACAGAACAAACUUCUGCAGGUACAGAUGCAGAGCAUGUACAACAAUUCUACGAUCUUCUCACUGCCUCCAUUGAAAUAUCUAGAGACUGGGCAGAAAAAAUCCCAGGAUUUACUGAUCUCCUUAAAGAAGAUCAAACUUUACUCAUAGAGUCAGCUUUUUUGGAACUUCUUAUAUUACGACUAUCCAUAAGAUCUGACAUUAGUGAAGACAAGCUUGUUUUCUGCAAAGGACUUGUACUUCAUCGACUUCAGUGCCUUCGUGGAUUUGGGGAGUGGCUUGAUUCAAUUAAAGGUUUUUCUUUAAAUUUACAAAGCCUCAACCUUGACAUCCCAGCCUUAGCAUGUUUGUCAGCUCUAAGUAUGAUUACAGACCGUCAUGGAUUAAAAGAACCAAAGAAAGUGCAUGAGCUAUGCAACAAAAUCAUGGGCAGCUUGAAAGAUCACUUGGCCUUCAACUGUCAGAGCAAAAAACAACUCAUUGAAUCUGCAGAAUCUAAAAUUCUUGGUGUCCUGGCUGACCUGCGUGCUGUCUGCACGCUAGGACUGCAGCGGAUCUUUUACCUGAAAUUGGAAGAUUUAGUGCCACCUCCUUCCAUUAUUGACAAACUAUUUUUGGACACCUUACCAUUCUGAAAGUCAAGUUGUGAAAGGCAACUACUUA